AAUACUUUCACAGACGAAAAUGAAGUAAUUUAGUGGUCAUAAACUAAUUAUUUGUAUGUGGUCAAAACAAAAUACCUUUGAAAUUCUGUUUAAGUACAAUUUAAUUAACAAAAGUUAUGCAAAUAUUAACCAUCCGAGAGAUGGCGUUGACAUCUAAUUCUUCUUCAUCAGUCAAGUAAUCGUGAUGGUGUCGUGAGUGAAGCAGUUUUCCAUCCAUCUCCUGAUGAAGAGAGGAUUAGGAAGCGAAGGCUUCUUCAUUUGUAUUUCUAUUGUAUUGUAGUGGUACUUCCAACUGGACCCAUCUUAUUGAUCGAAUGGUCUAGUUUGACCCGCAGUCAGUAAAAUGUUUGAAAAAUCGGUACAUUACUGCGAAAUUUACAGUAUUUAAUAUGCUUCCAUUAUCCUAAAUAAAUGAUACCGUAAUGCUGACACAGCAGCGGUGAACUGCAGUGUUCUGUAAACAUUGUUACAUUAUGACUGGCACAUAUGGAUAUUCUCUAAAUUAGUGAAAAAGCUUGUAAAAAUGGAAGCUUCGACUGACAACUGGGACCCAGCUCUUACUCGUCUUUUGGCUUCCCUGAAAGAAGUUCAGUCUGGAGGUGAAGACUUAGCCUUUCUCAGUGAACUCUUGCAAUCCAAACAACUGAAUGCUCUUGUUCAAGUGCAUAACAAAAUUGUUGCAAAAGGGAAAGAUGAUAAAUUUUACCCAUUGCUAUCAAAUGCUAUGCAAGUUACUUUAGAGGUGUUGGACCUUCUUGGUGAAAUGGUGGCCUCUUCUAAGGAGUAUGAAGAGUUGCUGGGUUUAUUACAAAAACCACAUUUUCAAGCAAUAUUAUGUACCCAUGAUGCCGUUGCGCAAAAGGAUUACUACCCACAUCUUCCAGACAUACCCCCUGAUGCUGAUGAAGAAGAGGAAACUGUUAAAAUAGUCCAACUCGUUAAAAGUGAUGAGCCAUUGGGUGGUGCUCAGAGUGCAGAGCCAAUAGUGGGGGCAACUAUAAAAACUGAUGAGGAAACCGGGAAGAUAGUGAUUGCUCGAGUGAUGCACGGAGGGGCUGCGGAUAGAUCUGGCCUCAUCCAUGCUGGUGACGAGGUCAUUGAAGUUAAUGGCAUCAGCGUGGAGAACAAAACGCCAGCUGACGUACUAGCUAUCUUGCAAAGCUCGGAAGGUACAAUAACAUUCAAAUUGGUCCCGUCAUUCGGAAAGGGUGGCUCCCGAGAAAGUAAAGUGAGAGUGCGCGCUUUAUUCAAUUACCACUCUUCUGAAGACCCGUACAUACCUUGCAAAGAAGCAGGGUUGAACUUUAGAAAAGGUGAUGUUUUACAUAUUGUUUCACAGGAUGAUGCUUAUUGGUGGCAGGCUCGCCGCGAGGGGGAUAAAGUAAUGAGGGCUGGAUUGAUACCGUCGAGGGCCCUGCAAGAGGGCCGAAUCAUUCAUGAGCGACAGUCUGAUCCCCAAACAAUGGACGGUAAACCAGCGCUUUGCAGUCCUUCCACUGCCAACUCGGAUUGCGCGCCCAAAACCCCGUGUUCACCCACACCGACCGCCACUGCACUCCUGCCAUGCAAGUCUACGCCGAAAGUGAAAAAGAUCAUAUACGAUAUUACAGAAAAUGACGAUUUCGAUCGCGAAAUGAUACCGACGUACGAGGAGGUAGCGCGACUGUAUCCCAGACCAGGGCUCGUCAGACCCAUUGUGCUGGUCGGUGCGCCGGGAGUUGGCAGGAAUGAAUUGCGGAGAAGACUCGUCGCCACCGACCCUGAAAAAUUCGUCACACCUGUGCCCUUUACUUCUCGUACAUUAAAACCAAGUGAACAGAAUGGCAAAGAAUAUGUUUUCGUCAGUCGCGAGAAAAUGGAACAAGAUAUUGCAGAUGGAAAAUUCAUAGAACAUGGUGAAUAUAAAGGCAAUCUAUAUGGCACCUCCGCAGAGAGCGUAGAGAGUAUCGUGAAUUCAGGGCGCGUGUGUGUCAUUAGUCCUCACUGGCAAGCGUUAAAGAUGCUUCGCACGCCUCGAUUGCGACCGUAUAUAGUCUUCAUCAAACCGCCUCCUUUAGAGAAAUUAACUGAAACAAGAACGGCUGCUAAUGCUCGUUCCACUUUUGACAAAGAGAGCUCUCGAGCUUUUACGGAAGAAGAAUUUUCGGAUAUAAUACGUUCAUCAAAUCGUAUUAAUUUCCUCUACGGAUAUAUGUUUGACGAAGAAAUUUUAAAUGAAGACUUGGCCAGUGCUCUUUCGCAGCUCAUGAAAGCAGCUUGGAAGGUGCAGUCCGAACCUCUCUGGGUGCCUGCGUCGUGGGUCCAGUAAGAUGUAUCUCUUUAUUUAUUUAUUUUUGAACCUUUAUUUGUACCAACAUACUAUUAUACUGAACUUAUUUACGUUUAUGUGAUAAGUGGGCAUGCCUUAAGAUAAUCGCCAAUUUUGCGAAUGAACGCUGAACGCACGAACCUUAUUAUUUUGCGGAAUAAACUCGUAUUGUACACGCGGCGUAAUAUGAUCUCGUUAGCUAUGUACCUGUUUAAGUUGUCAAUCUAGUCUAGCUGAAAUUAUUUAUAGGUAAAAUAUUUAGGUCCUUUUAUUAGUUCAAUUGUUUUAAAAUAAUGUCAAAACAAAUACUCUUCUUCCAAAGUAAAAAUAUAUUUUAUAAACUAGAAUCAGAGUUAUCAGAUUAAGUGCCUAAGUAUCCAUUCAAAAUGUAAUAAUAAAACAAUAACAAUAUAUCCUACACUCUAAAUCCAUGUAAUUAUAAGUAAUUUUAAUAUUAACUUAGGUAAUUAUUAUUUUUUGUUUUAAGCUAAAAUAAAUCAUAUACAAUAUACAUAGUAUAAUUUGAGGACGGUGCGGAAUAAUGGCAAAAGAGUAAACAGCGGUGCAUUGACUUAAACAUUCUUAAUACACUUAUUUUUAUUUAUUUUCUUAGAAAAUAAAUAAAAGAAAAGUUUCCUAUUACAUACAUUAUCAUAAUAAUUAUUCUUCUAUACGUUACAUACACAAUAUGUAUAUUGCAGCCAAUUGGUUCAAUUGGCUGCAAUAAUAAUAUCAUGACAAAUAAAAAGUUAAAAGGUGCAUAAUUGUUACUACUUAACAAAUAAAUAUUAUAGAAUUGUAAUUUUUAAACAUGCAUUACUUACACGUUGAAAUAACACAGAACGGUAGCCCUUUUAAAUAAAACACUGCUUGUUGUUUGUAGUGAUUCAGUCUUAACAUCGUUUUUAAUGUGUUUACGACUAACAUAUUAUUAUGAUUGAUUUACAUUCAAUUUACCGAAACGUUAAAUAAAUUAACUGAAACUCGAUGUGAGUGAUACAAUAAUUUAAUAUUUUGAAUUUAGACAUAAAGAUAACCCUGUAUAGAGCCUCCUCUAGAUAUAAUACAUAUAAAUUAUAUAAACGUUUAUUUAUAACAAGAGGAGGAACAUAAUUCAAAACAUUAUUAUCAUCAUCAUCAUCCUACAUGUCUAUAUGUUUAAAAAUAUUAAUAUUAACAUUGGGUAACAUCAAAAUAAUAAUAUUAGACAUCAAAACCAAGUUUAACUUAAUGUACUGCGAAUUUAUAAAAUGUAUUGUUGCUUGAUGCUAUAGAUAGACUAUUAAUGAUCGAAAUCGGCUUAAAGAACGAAAGUUUUAAUUGAGCGAAAUACAUCUAAAACUUAGUAUUUAUUUUACAAUCCAUAAAAUUCACACACAAUAAUUUCUACAAAAUAAAUGAUUCAUACAAAAUAGUUCUCAUAGUCGAACACUUCGUGCAGAAGUUUUAGAUAAUAUUGCUUUGAAAAGUUGGUUAUAGCUCAUAGCAAACUUAUCAACUCUGAAAUGGAUCAACACCAUAUCGCCUUUCGCGAACUAUCAUCGCAUUUCGCGCGCUGUCAAUCGCGAGGCGAGGCGUUUACGUUACGGUUACGGGGCGGAAGUAUGCGUUGCAGUAUGGAGUUUCAUACAAAGAAUACUGACCGACUCCAGUUGAUACGGUUACGAUCCCUUUCCGGGUUGAUAAAUGUGCAACGUCCUUAAUAAUCCUUGAUGUCUGAUUCUAUGCCGUGGGCAUCACACAAACCUCUUGAAACCUCCUGGCUGAUGUGCCUUCCGAAGCACAUAUUAUAUUUGCAUUUCAAUUUUUUCGGGCAGGGUAAGAUUGCUUCCCUUGUAAAAUAUUAUAAAGUGGUAUUUUGUUUAGUUGGUCCUUUAGUUAUACCACCAAUGGCGAUUCACAGAUUGGGUAGAGCACCUGUAUUAGAGAGCGGUUGUAUGCAUUUAUUACACUUAAGUAAUAAAAAUUAAAAUUAAAAUCUAAUGUAAAAAAUAUAUUAUGACUAGAUAUUUCCAAAGAUAUA
Molecule: messenger RNA, 4331 nt
Organism: Ostrinia nubilalis (European corn borer)
Lineage: Eukaryota; Metazoa; Arthropoda; Insecta; Lepidoptera; Crambidae
Gene: metro
Product: MAGUK p55 subfamily member 7
Exons: 11
Coding region: 524-2308 (594 amino acids)
Cellular component (GO): cell-cell junction; plasma membrane
Molecular function (GO): protein binding
Source: RefSeq, a predicted model, not a curated record